AUGAAAUCCAUCGUCGUGUGUAGUGUUUUGGCACUUGUCAUCAUUGCCUUGUUGAGUUUGAACGUUUCACAUGCACAACAACAAAAUGAUAUUUUGCCAGCUGUCCAUCCACAAAACAACCUUGCAUCCGAGUUGAGACGUCUCCUUUCUCAACUUCGUAGAUCAUCUCCACAAGCUGAUUUAUUACCAACCGAUGCAUCUCUUGAAACCAUUCGUCAAAAUCUCGAACAAGAACAACGUCAAAACAAACGUUGGUUGAUUCAACCAGCACGCAAGUCUGCUGAGAAGAGUGUGGUCGAGAUGGCUGAUUUGAGAAUUGUCGAACAACUUGAAAGAAUGAAAAAGAAUAUGGAAACUCGUCAUAAACAAGAUUCCGUAUUGUUGAAACAGAAAUUAAAGGAAGAAUUACAAGUGCUUCGUGCUGCUUGGAAGGAAUUACUCGAAGAAGAUGCCUUUGAAGAAGAGGAGCAAGAAGAGGACGCAGAAGAAUUGGCAGAUUCUGAAUGGGGUCCUCGUUGUAUUCCAACUGGUGCUUUUUCAUGGGCAAGAUUGUUUGGUCAGAAGUGUGUUUAUUAA
Messenger RNA from Naegleria lovaniensis, 576 nucleotides. RefSeq lists its product as uncharacterized. The transcript has a single exon. The record is from RefSeq and is a predicted model, not a curated record. Lineage: Eukaryota; Heterolobosea; Eutetramitea; Acrasida; Naegleriidae. The coding region runs from base 1 to 576 and encodes 191 amino acids.